Trichoderma asperellum CBS 433.97 is the source of this 838-nucleotide messenger RNA. The record is from RefSeq and is a predicted model, not a curated record. Lineage: Eukaryota; Fungi; Ascomycota; Sordariomycetes; Hypocreales; Hypocreaceae.
AACGCCACGCCGCGACUUAUUGUUACACUACGUAACCCGAUCUUGGGGUUCAAAGACGAGAAGGGCUUUGUGGGAAGCUGCAUGUGCCAAUGUUCAAGUCUCUUUUCUUAUUUAUAUCUGAGCACCUUACGCGCGAGGCGGGGGGGCCGACACUGAUGCUCCGGUAGCGAUUGGAUCCCACUCAGCGAGCGUGGUUGCCACUCAUGAAUGGAGAAAUUAGAUCUUGUGUGACUUGGCCAUCUGCGACAAUGGGCGCGAUUAUGCGGGAAGGCGAUGAGAUUCUUUUCAUUUGGUGUUCGGCGACUUGCAUUAUUUCUACUCUCAGCCCCAGCCUCACCUAUUAUGUUCAGAGAUAUGCUACCCAAACCCAAGUAUUGGCUCCCUUUUUCCUAGUCACGAUAACACAGCUUAUGAUGAACGUGACGCUGCAGGGACGCAUCUAGCCGUGCUGCGGUGGAUUCGGAGAUCUGAUUUUGUUGUAUUCCGUUCAAAUAUUACCAAAUUGGGACCGUACAUGGAUAGGGUAUGUAUGAAUGCAUAGGAUGAAGAAGAAGAAGAAUACGUUUGAGAAGCCCUCAUCUCGUACUAUGAUACCAGCUUGACUUGUUGGCUAUAUGUAAGAUACUGUAAAACACGCUGUUUGGAUGAUGAAAUGGAGAAUAAAAACCCCCCUAUCAAUUAUCAGAGAAUGGCGAAUAAGUUGUGUCGAACCCCUGCUCCAUUGAAAAAGUGACUACAGCAUAUUUGAACAGAGCUCCAGGAGAUAUUGAUCCCGCAGCUACCACAACUCAUUUGCUUUAUGGACGAUGCUAUGGACAUGGAGUUCAAGGCUAGCCUU